GGUCGCUUGUUGGAGAAAAGUUUUUUAUCAGUCUCACUAUUGCAAGUUAUCGGUGUACCACACAGCUCAUACAUUCGACGCCGCAAAGAUGAUAGGUUUAGCCGUUUGUUUGCUGGUAAAUUUUGUGUCCGGUUUUACGGCAGAUGUUUCGCCCUGCGUUGGAGAUGACCCUUACGCACCCCAUCCAACCGAUUGCACCCGCUACCUUGUCUGCAGCGGGACAAAGGCGUUCGAACUGCGCUGUCCACCGGGCUCGGAAUGGGAUGCUGAUGAGUCCACCUGUGUUCCAUACACGUCCGAGCCGAAGUGUGCUGUGUUGCAGUCACUAGCACUGGAUGCACCACCGAUAGUUAGCAAGUGUCCACCGCAGCUUUCCCGCUGUCCGGUGCAUGCCAAUCCGGCGAAGGAAGUGAUCUUUAUGCCGCACAGUGAUUGUAAAAAGUUUUAUGCUUGCGUUUCGGCGGUUCCGGUUGAGUUUAGCUGCCCGAGCAGGUUGUACUGGAACCAUGAGUCAUGCCAGUGCGAUUACGCACAUUCGGCUGGUACGGAUUGCUUUUUUGCUGGAGGUCCACAGCCAACGGUACGAGCCGCAUACAGACGGAUGCGUCGGUCGGAUGAGGAAGCGACGACAACGGCACCGGAAAUGUCCGGAGCAACUAUUCGUGGCGUUUCCUCCGUGCUGGUUUUGAUAGUGACAGUGGUGUUAAAUUUAUGAAGAAUAUUGUAAUGGCGUGAGUAAAUAAAUAGCUUCAGUAAAGAUGUGUCGAAAAUAUGUUAUA
Messenger RNA from Anopheles merus, 779 nucleotides. RefSeq names its product peritrophin-1-like. Gene Ontology annotation, molecular function: chitin binding. The coding region runs from base 89 to 715 and encodes 208 amino acids. Gene Ontology annotation, cellular component: extracellular region. The record is from RefSeq and is a predicted model, not a curated record. The transcript is spliced from 2 exons. Lineage: Eukaryota; Metazoa; Arthropoda; Insecta; Diptera; Culicidae.